AUGAUCUUGUUGAGCCUUGUCACCCUGGCCCUGGGACAAGGACAGACUCGCUACAAGGACGGCCCGAUGAUGGCCGCGCACCAUCAUGAGGCAGACCCCGGUUUGUACCGCAACAUCACUGUACACGUCAUCCCUCACAGCCAUGAUGAUGUGGGCUGGCUCAAGACCCUCGACCAAUAUUUCUAUGGCAGCCGAAACGACAUCCAACUGGCGGGCGUACAGUAUGUGCUGGACAGUGUCGUGCAGUACCUGUCGAGUAACCAGAAUUAUACUUUCUCGAUGGUUGAAAUAGCCUUUGUUAAGAGAUGGUGGGACGAGGCGACGCCGCAGCAGCAGGACCAGCUAAGGGGAUUGGUCUCCAAAGGGCAAAUUGAGUUCUUGAAUGCGGGGUGGUGCAUGAGCGACGAGGCCAACGCCUACUACGAAGAUAUAAUCGACCAGAUGACGGUGGGCCUGCGCUGGGUCAACUAAACCUUCGGUGUAAAGCCGACCAUCGGCUGGCACAUUGACCCCUUCGGACACCAGCAUGCACAGGCCUCGUUGUUCUCGAAGAUGGGGUUCAAUGCCUGGUUCUUUGCCAGGAUCGACUACCAGGACAAACAGCAACGCAUGGACAGCAACCGCAUGGAGACAGUCUGGAGGCCAGCCGGCACUCAAGACGAGAUCUUCACCCACGUGCAGUAUCACCACUACAGUGCCCCGCCUCGGUACAACUUCGAUAUCAAAUUCAACGACUAACCCAUCAUGGACGACCGGCUCGAGGGCUACAACCUUGACACCAAGGCGAAGGACCUGGUCGAAUACUUCCAGUCGCAGGCCCUGCACUACCGCACUCGCAACCUAAUCCACACCUUCGGCUAGGACUUCACCUACAUCACGGCUGGAACCUGGUACAAGAACAUCGACAAGCUCAUGCGCCGUAUCAACUCGGACCCCUCCCUGAACACCACCCUGGUCUAUUCCACUCCCGGCAAGUAUAUCCAGGCCAUCCAUGGGGAGGGGCAGGCCUACCCUGUCAAAACGGAUGACUUUUUCCCUUACUCGGAUGUGGAGCAUGGCUACUGGUCGGGUUACUAUGUCAGCAGGACUGCCCUGAAGGGGAUGGCGGACUUCGGCCGGUGGAUGUCAAAUGAGGAAGCUAUUCUGAACGGCCUGCAAGCUGCGGAAGAGGCUUUCGGAGUGCUGCAGCACCAUGACGCCGUGUCCGGCACGGCAAAACAGGCCGUGACCGACGACUACUACAUGAUCGGCAAGAAUACCAAGUCCUGGAGCCUCGGUGGCGGGAGAUCUCUUUCAGUCGAGAGGAAGACCAUGCUGUUCAAUUUGACAUGGGCUGCUUCACAGUGGAACACUUUCUCGCUGGCCUACAUGUACUACGAGUCUUACCAGGGCUCUGGCCAGAAAAGUGGCGCCUAUAUUUUCCGGCCAAGCAAUAAGACCUACUGGUACCCGCUCGAAUACAGCCGUGCCACCACGAUCUACUAUUUCGAGGGCAGCUAGGUGCUGGCUAUCUUCUUGCCGGGCGAGCGAGUGACCACCACCUUGUGGUUCUACCACAACGUCGCAGGCUACGAGGGGGCGGUCGACCUGACCACCCUGGUGGGCAGCAUUCCUCUGAACGGGCAGGGCAAGGAAGUGGUCAUGCAGGUGCACUGCCAGGAAAUCAGGAACAACGACACUUUCUUCACAGAUUCAUCGGGAAUGCUCAUGCAGAAAAGGAGGCUGAACUACCAGCCCCAGUACAACCUGACAGUCCAUGAGCCGAUUGCCGGCAACUACUACCCUGUGGGCUCUUUGCUGAGUAUUGUUGACCAGGACUCGAGCAAGCGGGUGUCCUUGAUGACCGACCGGGCGCAGGGCGGCAUCUCUCCUAAGAACGGCACGCUUGAGCUGAUGAUCCAAAGGAGGCUGCUGAUGGAUGACGCGCGAGGUGUUGAAUAGCCUCUCGAUGAAAAGAAUGGGGAUAAGGGCUAA
Molecule: messenger RNA, 1974 nt
Organism: Hippocampus zosterae (dwarf seahorse)
Lineage: Eukaryota; Metazoa; Chordata; Actinopteri; Syngnathiformes; Syngnathidae
Product: lysosomal alpha-mannosidase-like
Biological process (GO): mannose metabolic process
Molecular function (GO): alpha-mannosidase activity; carbohydrate binding
Source: RefSeq, a predicted model, not a curated record